UUUGGUUUUGUACGUGUGGAGCGGAGGCUGGGUAGCACACAAUUACAGAUUCUGUAUAUGUGGACAUAAAAUGUCACCAAAUGUCACCAGAGAGACAUGGAGAUACUCUAUCUCCUCGGCUCUCUACUUUCCACCUUCUUCACUUCUCUGGUGCUGUCAUUUCUCCUCCCCUUUUGCCACCUGUACCGCCGGUUCUGUGACCCGCGCUCCGCCGGAGACUCUGUUUCACUGUACCAAGGCACCGUAUGGCACGAGCGCCGCCGCCCCGUCCACCAUUCUUUCCGGUAUUCUGUUCGUUACGCGCUCUUUGACCUUGAACACGCUCCUCACGCCCCUCCUGACCACCUUUCUGCUGCCCAAGCUCGCACCUUUUCCGGCACAAAUGGCCCUGUUUUCUUGUUGACAAUGCCUCCAAGUGUGGGAUAUGAGCAAAAUCCUUUGAGUGUGUAUUAUUGCUAUGAGCUUGAGGGUUCAUCUAAGCUCUUGAAGAAAUGUAUUGCUGAAGUGACAAAUACUCCAUGGGGUGAAAGAGUGUUAUUUUUGUUCAACCCAGAAUCUGAUAUGGUUGCCAAAGCUCUACACGUUAGUCCUUUUAAUGAUAUGCUUGGUAAUUGGAGGUUGAAAACAAGUACUCCAGGAGAGAAUAUUUUUUUAACAAUUUCAGUUAAUCAUCCUACACUUGGUGACUAUUUCUCAGCUUCAUUGGUCGCCAAACAAGUAUUGUCUUCUACACAGGUGGAUCACGCACUAUUCUUCUGGCUGAUGCCUCAUAAAGUUGCAUUUUGGAUAUACUGGCAGGCUCUUAAACUUUGGUGGAAAGGUGUAAGGUUUGUACAGCAUCCACGGUAUUACAAUCCACUUUACAGACGAGAAGCUCUAGUCCGUGAUGAAGAGCUUCGCCGCUGUCCAGCAUUUACCAUGAACUCAGAUAGCCAUCCGGAAGCCAAAGAAAAGAUUUCCAGAUCUCAAGAAGACUCGAGUGCGAGAAGUCAUUGCUUCACCUGGAGGGAUGCCAAGUGGCCUUGGAACUAAAUGCAAGCCAUUAAGAUUAUUUGCUAAAAUUAUUUAUCUUUAUCUACGAGUAAUUUUUAUUUGUGAAGGAUGAUGUUGUACAACAGAAUGCUCCUAGCAUUCUGCCUGUUCAACUUGGUCCUGUUGUUCAGCGUUUUACCAUAAUGUAAUGUAAUGUAAAUGAGACAACAUUGUACCCAAUGGAGGUGAUAUUUCCAGUAAGUACUUCCCUCGAACAUGUCUUUGACGCACUGUAAACAUGAAAGUCUUGCUAGAACGUUCUCAUUUUUUGGGAGUUCAAACAUGAAAGUCUUGCAGACAACAUAUAUAAUAUCAUAAUAAUGUUCUAGAUUUCAUAAAAA
Cuscuta epithymum is the source of this 1373-nucleotide messenger RNA. The record is from the annotation of a GenBank genome assembly. NCBI's taxonomy places the organism in Eukaryota, Viridiplantae, Streptophyta, Magnoliopsida, Solanales, Convolvulaceae.